AUGGAGAGAAGUGCUAAGGUUUUAUUAUGUGCGAUCUUAGCUGGAAUUGUUUUAAUACUUGUUAGUGUUGGUCUUGCUGCAGCUACAUUGGCUAUUGUCAGUAGUCGAUUAAAAGAAACAACAACGAUAAUAACACCAACAUCAACCAUAACAACAACAAUAACACCACCACCACCACCAACAAUAACAACAACAACAGCAACAACAACAGCAACAACAACAAGUUCACCAUCAUUCAAUUCUACAUAUGUUGAAUCAAUUCAAAUUUCGGAUGUAAUGAAACAUCUUAAUGAAUUACAAACGAUAGCAACUGGUGCAAAUGGUAAUCGAGCUAUUAAUACACGUGGUUUUAAUCAAACACUUGAUUACAUUUAUAAUUCUCUUACACUAAAUACAAAUUUUAGACUACAAAAAAGUUUUUUUUAUUUAAGAAACUUUGUUCCUGCUGGAAAUCCUAUUUUAUUAACAUCGAUUGGUGGUGUUGAAAGAAAUCGUACAUAUUCAACUACUCUUUCAGCAUCAGAAUUUGCUAUUGUUCAAUAUACAAGAUCAGCUAAUUUUGCUAGUUAUAUUCCAAUUACUGUUAUUCCAAAUCUGGGAUGUAGUGAUAGUGAUUGGACUUCUGUAACUCCUUCUGUUAUUGGUCGCGUAGCAUUAGUUAAACGAGGUAAUUGUAGUUUUAUUGAAAAAGCUUUAUUGGCUACAAAAUACAAUGCUACUGCUCUUCUAACAUAUAAUGAUGGUACAGUAGCUGGUAACGUAGCACCCAUAGUUACUAAUCUUGGUCAAGAUAAUGAAAUACCAGCACUUUUUCUUUCUUACACUCUUGGUCAAGAACUUGCUGAUGCCGCUCAAGAUCUAUCAAAAAAUGUUGGCGUCCGACUUAUUAUUACUAUGGCUGAUGAAUCAAGAUAUCCUGUUGGUAAUAUUUGUGCUGAUACACCUACAGGUGAUGCUACUCAAACUAUUGUUAUUGGAAGUCAUAGUGAUAGUGUUCCUGCUGGUCCUGGUAUUAAUGAUAACGGUAGUGGUAGUGCAGCUAAUCUUGGUCUUGCUAUAGCUUUAGCUAAACUUUUUCAAACAUCUACUUAUCCUAAAUAUAAAUACCGUGUUCGAUUUUGUUGGUGGGGUGCAGAAGAAGUGGGUCUUCUUGGUUCUGAUUUUCAUGUUAAACAAGCAGAUAUUGCUACAGCAGUUGGUGAACGACUUCAAGAUUAUUUAAUUAAUCUUAACUAUGAUAUGCUUGGAUCACCUAAUUAUAUCUUUGGUAUUUAUGAUGGUAAAUCAGCAAAUCCUAAUACACCUCCUCAAGCUCUUCCAGGAAGUAAUAAAAUCACUGCUCUCUUUCGUGAUUGGUUUAUUUCACAAAAGUUACCAUGGGACUAUACUGAUUUUAGUGGUCGAAGUGAUUACGGUCCUUUCUUAGCUAAAGGUAUAGUUGCUGGUGGUUUAUUUUCUGGUGCAGACGAAAGAAAAUCCUUUGAACAACGUGAUCGUUAUGAUCAAAUGCUUGGACAAGGAAUGGGUGGUGUUGCCGGUGCCAUCGAAGAUCCAUGUUAUCAUCAAGCUUGUGAUUCGAUUCAAAAUAUAAAUGUAUUUGCGUAUGAAAGAAUGGUGGAAGCAGCGGCUUUUAUGUUAGAAAAAUUAGCUCAACAAGAUAAUUUGAAAGAAUUUCUUUAUCCAUCUGCUGAAAUUCAACGAUUAAAUACACAAGCAAAACCACAACGGGUGAAAAAACAUGAACAAAAAAUGCUUUCUAUAGUUGACGAACUUGUAAAAACACGUCGUGAAUUACAAGAAAUUAGAGAAAAACUUCAUCUACUACAGUCAGGUCAUAGUUCAUCUUCAAAAGCUAUAUUUAGUAUGCCAGUGCCUACCAUCAGUCUAUUUGUUCAAUAUAAUGGACUUUUUAAUGAAUUAUGCGAUAUUCUUCAAACAAUAACUAUCAAAGAACUAUUGAUUAAACUUCGUCAGCUGACUGGAAUUCCUUUUGAUCAUCCAAUAUAUAUUCGUGUACUUAGUGUUGAUGGUUUAAAAACAUUAUUUUUUCUUGAUAACAAUCUUAAUCGAACAUUAGCAUUUUAUAAUGACAAAUUAAAACCACGAAUGAUCUUAAGUAUCGAAGAUGAUAAUGAAAUGAACGAUAUACAAAAUCAACAUCAACGGACAUAUGAAUCUGAUGUAUGA
Messenger RNA from Adineta steineri, 2187 nucleotides. The record is from the annotation of a GenBank genome assembly. Lineage: Eukaryota; Metazoa; Rotifera; Eurotatoria; Adinetida; Adinetidae.